AUGGUUAAAAAAUCUCGCUCUUUCUCUUGCUGUCUGAUCGAGUGCUGUACCAUACUUGAAUCAUUACUUCGCAUUUUCCAGCCAGAGAAUUCCACACAACAGCGUACUCAAUUACAGAUACUAAAAGAACUCGGCUACCUGUACCUUGAAACCACUGACUAUCCAAAAUCAAUCGAGUACGCCCAGAAGCUUCUACAUUUGGCCGACACGUUGAACGUUCAGAAUUUCAAAGCAGAUGCCGAUAACCUACUUGGUACCAACUACGCCCAUCAGGACUCGUUCGAGAAAGGACUGUUGCACUUAGACGCAUAUGAGCAAUACUGCCAUGAGACCGCUGACGAGUUGGGCAAAGCCAACAUAUUGUUGAUGCGGUCCAAAAUUGCUCGUCAACGUCACGAAGAUGAAAUAUCUUUACGGUAUGCAAAGGAUUUUCUGGAUAAAGCUAAAACAGCGAACGAUGAAAUAGUUGAAACUAAGGCCCUGGUUAAUCUUGCUGAUGCACAUUUGCGUCUUUUUAACAUACAACAGAGCUUACACUUUUCCGACAAAUGUCUGCAAUUAGCUAAAAAAAUCUGUCAUGUCAAAAUGGAGAUGGAAGGCAAGUUUUCAAAGGCCACUGCAAUUCUAGUGUUGGGAGAAAAUGAGAAAGCGUAUAUUAUGCUCAUGGAAUGCCUUAAGUUCCUUGAAACUCAUCACAAGAAUAAAGAUUUAGAAUAUGGAACCUUGGUGUUGAACAACAUUAGCUAUGCAGCCCUUCGUUUGAGCCAGAAGUACGAUAGCAACAAGCUGAGGGAAGAGGCCUUGGUAUUUAUCCAGAGAUCUCUAUCGAUUGCCGAAUCCAUUAAUGUUCCUAGUGAUGUUGCCCUCGCUCAUUUAAAUAUGGGGUUGGCGCUUAUGGAAGGUUACGAAGAUUAUGACAACGCCAUAAAACAUUUUGACGAAUGUUUAAGAAUUGGAGCGGAAUUGAAAGGCACCAGAAUUAUUCAUAACUGCAACUGCAGCCUCGGUAGGUUAUACGAAGCCAAAGGAGAAAGACGGAUUGCAAAGGAGUAUUUCACGAAAGCACUAGAAACAAAAGACCCACCUUGUACUCACUGGGGUGAGGCAGACAAUCUACAAUUCAGCCCCGACUACUGGCUGGCAUUACAGCACAUCGAUGAGAAAAAGUGGAAAGACGCGGAGAAAUGCCUUCAAGGAGUGAUUCAAAGAUGCAAACGUCAAGGCAAGAGUGUCAACGACAGCCUUCUCAAAAUAUCCUUCAACGACAAGUUGACACAGCCAUACCAGUAUUUACAAUAUGCUUAUCUCGAAAUGGAGGCCAAUAAAGACGCUUUAGUCAUUGGCGAAGAAGGAAGAGCACGAGAUUUUUACGACAAAGUGGUUGACAGAAACGACAAUGUUGCAGUUGAACCUGCACGCAACCCAGAUCUGUUAAAGAUCUUCAAGGCUCACAAUACAGCCGCGUUAUUUUUAUCUCAGCUGACUGUCGUAGGUCGAGUGUAUUGUUGGUUGAUUGGAAGCGAUAGUAGAAUCAUACAUGUAUUUUGGGUGUCACAAGACAAGUGGAAACCAUUGCACACCAAACUGUGUGUUGCCAUGCACGAAUUUGCAGUUCAGUGGGAAAAUUCAGAGAUAUCCAUUGAAUACAGAGGAGUGGAGACGGUGGAAGAUGACGCCGUAGUUUCAUUUUCUGAGUAUCUACAAAGCGGUAGCAAACACACCGAGUCUUCAAUGGAAGACGCGCUCGAGAAGAAGGUUUUGGACCCAAUUCCUAUGUCAAAACAUUUGUUCGACCCAUUCGCUGAGAAAGAAAUCAAUGGAAGCAUAACAGGGAUCAAUGAAUCGAUUCCAAGAUCAAUCCAUAGCCCAAUAUCUCAAACACAACCAUAUUUUUCUUUGAGACGUGAGGCAGCAACAAGUUCAAAGAAAGAUUCAACAAAUCCAAUCGAAGAGUUGUCGGAGAUUACGAAUGAAAUAAGGUAAAUUAUUUUCAAGUGAAACUUUGGGAAAAUUAAUGUAUUUCUAGAUUAUAGCUUCUAAUAUAAAAAUAGAUUAAGGAACUCGCAUUUCGAUAACGAAAUAAAUUGUUCUCGAAUUCGUCUAAGAAAAGAGUCCAACUGUUUUGGGCUGCUUCUGAUGUCGAAAAAUUGAUCCGUGCGGUAAAUAUUUCUUCCCAUCAAAAAUCUUUUGCCAUUUCUUCAAUUAAACAUUCGAACUUCUGAAUCUUUCAAAAUUUGGCGCGACGAUCCAAUUCCAAAUACAUUGUUCCACAUUAGUAAUCGCUACGCCUCCGUACUUCAUACCCGUUUUCGCCUGUUUCAUUGUACCUUAAAUCAUUAUUUGUUCUUAAUAAAUUGCGCGCCAUCGCCAUUAUGUUCUUGUGGUUCUUUGACUGUGGCCGAUACGAUGCUCAACGCUAUGUUCUUCUUGCUUCCGCUGCACAUUAACUUGGUUCCAAAUGGUUAAAUUCAACAAGCAAAAUGCGUUUAUCAUGGUUUUUGAACGGCCAUCCUGACGUUGCGCCACAAACAGAUGCUAAUCUUUUUCUAAUUCUUCAAAACUUUAUUGUGAACUCUUUUUCUAAUUAUUCAAAACUUUAUUGUGAACACUAUAAACGCUUUCGUUAAAGUCAAGAACACUUUUCAGCCAUGUGGAAAUGUUAAUUUUGUAAGAUAGAAGACGCUGUUAAUUCUGCAGGUGCAUGGCGAUGUGUGUGUCAAGAUUUAUAGUGAUUAUUUUUCUCAUACGUUGCGACUAUAUAUUUAUUAAUUUCACUGCAAACUAUGCAUUUAUUGUUAGGCAAGCUUUCCCUAGAUAAGCCUACGGCUUUUGGAAAAAUUGCCAUUUCUUCUUUUUUUUAAAAUUAAAUUAAUAUUGUUUAUAUGAAACUGACAUGACCGAUGUUUGAUCUGCAUACAGAAAAUCUCCAAAGCAAAUAAAAUAUAUGUCCCAACCUAACUAACUUCAGCACUGGCCAAUCCCAAUUAAAACACUGGCGGGGCAGCAAUAGGGGGGUGACACCCCCCUGAAAACGUCUUUUCGGCAAAAUAACCGUUUUAUCGCAAAUCGUUUUCGUAAUCAUCGAAUAUAUUUGAGUAGCUCGGAUUAAAAAGUAAUAGUUAUAGCAAAAAAUUUGAUAAAUUAACGAAAAUUUUAAGAAAUUACGGUACAUGAAUUGGAAAGUUAGUGAACAAUAAUUUUUUACCUAGCCUCUACUGCUACGGCCCUGGACACUGAUUGCGCUAAAUUUCGCAUGACAAUUUUCAGGCGAAGAGUUCAUAAAAUGUGUAAUUUUUUUCUAAUUAAGCGAGCUGUUUCUGAAUCCAAUUGAGCAUCAUUUAAAUCAGAUGAUCAAAGCGUCCACAACUGGAAAACCCUCACUACUGAUCAUUCCACAAGAAAAUACCUUCAAUAUUCCUUAUGCAGCAUUACGAUUGAAGAAUGGGAAAUACCUUUGCCACCAAGUGACCUUACUCGAGGCAUUCUCUUUACAUUCGUUCAUUCACUCCACCAGACGACCGGAAUCUACCAAAGAGGACAGCGAUCGAAUGGAAGAAUCACUUAUCGUCGGGAAUCCAACCAAUGACCUCCCUGAACUGCCAUGUGCUCAACAAGAAGCAGAAAUGAUUGCAAGGUUGCUUGGUGUCAUCCCACUGAUCGGGCGUUUGGCAACACGUAGUGAAGUAGUAAGUCGCCUUCCGUCAGCACCAAUAAUUCAUUUUGCUUGCCAUGGUAGUAAUGAUGGACGAAGCUUGUUUUUGGCGCCAGAAAAGGAAUGGUAA
Paramuricea clavata is the source of this 3782-nucleotide messenger RNA. The record is from the annotation of a GenBank genome assembly. Lineage: Eukaryota; Metazoa; Cnidaria; Anthozoa; Malacalcyonacea; Plexauridae.